AUGUGCACAGACACCCAAAGGCUGCCGCUCAAGGCCCCAGCCGAAGUGGCUUGCUGCUCUGACCCUGCAGCAGCAGCAGCAGCAGCAGCAGCAGCAGAAGCAGCAGCAGCAGCAGCAGCAAAGGCAGCAGGAGGCGCUGCUUCAGAAGCAGCAGCAGCAGCGCGCGACACACCGACCGGGUGGAGUCUGCGCAGCAGCAGGGGAGCAGCUUGCUGCGCUGCUGCUGCGGCAGCAGGGAACACAGCAGCAGCAGCAGCAGCAGCAGCAGCAGCAGCAGCUCGCAGCAACAGCAGCAGCAGCAGCACCAACAUCAGCAGCAGCAGCAGCAGCAGCAGCAGCAGCAGCAGCAGCAGCAGCAGCAGCAGCAGCAGCAGCAGCAGCAGCAGCAGCAGCAGCAGCAGCAGCAGCAGCAGCAGCAGCAGCAGCAGCAGCAGCAGCAGCAGCAGCAUGUCCUCGGACAAUUAUGUUCGCAGCUUCUCGGGGGCCCUUCUAAAGGGCAAAGGCCUUUCCAUCUCCACCAGUCCCCACGGCUCCCUGGAGGGGCCCCUGGGGGCCCCCCAGGGGGCCCCCCAGGGGGCCCCCCAGGGGGCCCCCCAGGGGGCCCCCCAGGGGGCCCCCCAGGGGGCCCCCCAGGUACCCCCAAAGAGGCCCCCGGGGCCUCCACCCCCGAAAGCAGGGGAGGCCCUCGGGGCCCCCCGGGGGCCCCCGGGGGGAGCAGCAGCAGCAGCAGCAGCAGCAGCAGCAGUUUUAGGGCAAGAGGAAGCCCUUGUUGAGGCUGCGGAGGCCCCUACUAAGUCUGCUGCUGCUGCUGCUGCUGCUGCAGCAGCAGCAGAGGGGCCCAAGAGAACAGACACGAUGGGCAGCAGCAGCGGCACCCGUGGGGGCCCCGAGAAGCAAGCAGCAGCAGCAGCAGCAGGUCCUGCUGCUGAUAACGAUUGGGACCGUGAUGCAGCAGCAGCAGCAGCAGCAGCUGCAGCAGGUGCAGCAGCAGCAGCAGCAGCAACAGCGGACACCUCGAUUCCCCAGGUCCGCCUCCUGCCCUUGGCGGAGGGUUCCUGGGAACCCGAGCAGCAGCAGCAGCAGCAGCAGCAGCAGCAGCUGCUGCUGCAGCAGCAGCAGCAGCAGGGAAGCCAGCAAAGCUCCCCCUGGCUGAAGUGGAACAGCAGCAGCUCAAUUUCACCGAUAUGGGCCGCAGUGAGCCGCUACCGGCGUUCGCUGCAGCAAUACAGGCCCUUGAGUUUGCCUUCUCUUUUGUCUCCUUGCUGCGUCCUUCCCAAGGGCACUAUAGAAGUAGCAGCAGCAGCAGCAGCAACAGCAGCAGCAGCAGCAGCAGCAGCAGCAGCAGGACAGUCCCAGGUCUCCUGGCCCCUGCUGCUGGGCCCUCGCUGGGCACGGCCCGAACCCGACCCGCAGCAGAGGGGGCCCCCAGGGGCCCCUGGGGGCCCCCCUGAGGAGGCCCCUUGGGGGGCCCCCGGGGGGCCCCCCGGGGGGCCCCCCGGGGGGGCCCCCGGGGGGGCCCCCCGAGGGUUUGAUGCAGCAGGAUAUGCGUGGGUGGAAGUUGUGAGGGUUUUUGGACUUCCGCUGCGAGGGCUUAGCAAGGGUUUGCUGCGGGGCGGGGGUUUGUCAGUGGUUGCUUUGUGGCAGGGGGAGAGCAGCAGCAGCAGCAGCAGCUCGUCGAGCAGCAGCAGCAGCAGCAAGCGGGCGCUGCAGCUGCUGCUGCAGCGCAGCAGCAGGAGAGCAGAAGCUGCAUGCAAGUGCGAAGUCCAGCCCCAAGACUUCGAGGACUUCGCGCAUGCAGUUCGCGUGGAAGAAGAGCUUUACGGCCAGGUCUACGUCAACGGCAGGAUUUUACUCCCCUGCAUUCCAGGACUAGACCCUUUUCUUUGCCUCUUCGUCUGCAUCGACGGCCAGCCCUAUGCGCAGCUGCAGCAGCCCCUCGAUUUGCUGCAGCUGCAAACUGCUGCACUUAAAGAGUCCCCAGAGGCCCCCGAAGAAGACCCUGGGCAAGAGGGGCCCCCCUGGGGGCCCCCCGGGGGCCCCCCGGGGAGCCUCCCGAGGGGCCCCCCCGGGGGCCCCCCGGGGAGCCCCCCCUUCAAGGGGCCCCUGGGGCCCCCGGGGGGCCCCCGUUCCAGGGGCCCCCUGGGGGCCCUUGGGGGCCCCCCUUCCCGGGCGAGUGAGAAGAGACACCCAUUCUUUUCGCCUGCGUACCCUGAGCCCCCUGGGGGCCCCCCCCCGAAGAAGUCGUUUAUGGAGAUUCUGGCGGAGGUGGAGGCGGAGGAGCAGGCGCGCGCCGCCGCCGCUGCCGCAGCAGCAGCAGCAGCAGCAGCAGCAGCAGCAGCAGCAGCAGAGGCGCAGCAGCGGCUCUCCCCCAGGGGCCCCGGGCCCGUCCAGCCCGAACUCUGCGUCGCCGAGGGCCCCGGGCUCACUUCGGGGGUUGCGGGGGCCCCCUGCAGAUUUACAGUGAAGCCCAAAAACAGCAAAAGAGAAACUGUUGCUGCAGCAGAAGGCACUUUGAGACUUUCUCUCCAGCCCCUGGGCUUCGUGGGGGUCAAAGUCGAGGCCGAUACUUGGGGGGGCCCCCCGGGGGGCCCCCCAGGGGGGGGCCCCCCGGGG
This is a messenger RNA of Eimeria necatrix, 2613 nucleotides long. RefSeq lists its product as hypothetical. NCBI's taxonomy places the organism in Eukaryota, Apicomplexa, Conoidasida, Eucoccidiorida, Eimeriidae. Gene Ontology annotation, cellular component: NURF complex. Gene Ontology annotation, biological process: regulation of transcription by RNA polymerase II. The annotation marks the transcript as partial. Gene Ontology annotation, molecular function: RNA polymerase II cis-regulatory region sequence-specific DNA binding. The transcript is spliced from 5 exons. The record is from RefSeq and is a predicted model, not a curated record.